AUGGCAGGCCAUGGGAACAAGAUUCCCUUAUCGACUCAAAGGGGGGGAAUGGUUAUUAGGUUAGAGAGCGCUCCAAGAAAGGGUGCAGCUGCCAAGCGCACUCUGAGAGUCUUGGCAUUUUUACCGUGGUGCUCGAGACCUCAUGGGGAGUCGAAGUUGUGUAUAUCGAAUAACUCGGUCGGGAGAGUUUUGGCGGAGGGAUUCUGCCAGAGCGGGGACUUAGUCGUUUUCAUGGCGUCUCUUCGCUCCGCAAUGAGUACCGCUACGCACCACCACCACGUACUGCCCACACAAAAUCCUCAGCCCACUGAACACCGCCACUGUAAACUGCCCUCAACGAAGGUGCUGCAAAGUUUGAGAAUUGGAUCUGAUCCUGUUAAAUGA
This is a messenger RNA of Penicillium oxalicum, 384 nucleotides long. RefSeq lists its product as uncharacterized. The transcript has 2 exons. NCBI's taxonomy places the organism in Eukaryota, Fungi, Ascomycota, Eurotiomycetes, Eurotiales, Aspergillaceae. The record is from RefSeq and is a predicted model, not a curated record. Bases 1 to 384 code for a protein of 127 amino acids.